AUGGAGGCCACAGGCAGAUGGCAGUUUGCGAAAUUCGCAUGCCUCAUAACCCUUGCUGUGGCUGAAGAAAACCUCACAGCGCCGGCGCAGAAAGCACGGGGCAGCUGCCAGUCCUUUGGUUGUUCCAAUGAGUUUCGACCCUACCAGAGCUGUCAGUGCAACGACAAGUGCGAGGGCUACGGAAACUGCUGUAAUGACUUCAGGGCCUGUUCUGGCAGCUGUAAGUCUCUUGGCUGCCCUUCCGAUUACCAGGCAAGUCGUAUCUGCCAAUGCAACACCCAAUGCGAAGCCUUUGGGAACUGCUGCGCAGACUACAAGGCCUGCAAGGGGUCUCCAUCAUCUCCAGCACAGCCAGUGGCACAACGAGGACAGGGUGCAACGUGCCCCGGCACGAUCGAGCUGCGCGGACAUGGCUCCAUGCGCCUGUCGAAUGCAUACUGGGACAAGCCCAAUGAGCCGGCUGGCAAGGUGAGGCUCCAGAAUGGAGCCAUCGAGGUCUUCAUGAAGGGGCGGACUUACUUCUCAGACGUCUGCCAGACCGGUAAGUUCUCCAACCAGCAUUACAGCAGCUUGCAGCUGCUUGGCAAACGCAUGCGAUGGACCACAGAUGUCUCCAACGCUGAAUGUGGCUGUAAUGCCGCUGUGUACCUCGCCUCCCUGCCUCAGAAUCGUGAAGUCUCCGGCUGUGAGGAUUACUACUGCGACGCGAACAGCGUCUGUGGAGUGCGAUGCGCCGAGAUCGAUCUGCAAGAGGCCAACAAGCACGCCUUCCACUCUGUGCUGCACCUCGCGCAGGAUGGCUCAGGCAAGGGUUCUGGGUAUGGUGGUGGAUCCACAUGGAAUUCGCACCGGGACUGGACUCGGCAGCAGUAUGGGCCUGGAGGCCGCUGCAUCGACACCCGCAGGCCUUUCCAGGUGGAGGUUGGUUUCCCCACAGAUGGGCGGGGCCGCCUGCGUGCGUUGACCACACGUUUGUCACAGAGCGGAGGUGGUUGUGACCUGUCAGCUGAAAUCUCUGCCGAGUCCUACCGGUUCGGUGGAAGCUCCAGUGUGGAGGAGCUCACUCAGGCUUUGGCUCGUGGCAUGACACCCAUCGUUAGCUACUGGAGCGCACCAGAUAUGCUUUGGAUGGAUGGCAAAGGAGCAGACGGGCUCGGGCCCUGUGCCCGGGAUGAGCCGCAGCGCUGCGGCGACUCCGCAAGGUUUUGGGAUUUCGCCGUCGAGAACUUGUGGGAGCGGCUAAUUUAA
Molecule: messenger RNA, 1248 nt
Organism: Symbiodinium natans
Lineage: Eukaryota; Dinophyceae; Suessiales; Symbiodiniaceae
Source: the annotation of a GenBank genome assembly